Messenger RNA from Coniosporium apollinis CBS 100218, 258 nucleotides. RefSeq names its product U6 snRNA-associated Sm-like protein LSm5. Gene Ontology annotation, molecular function: RNA binding. Gene Ontology annotation, cellular component: Lsm1-7-Pat1 complex; U4/U6 x U5 tri-snRNP complex; U6 snRNP. The transcript is spliced from 6 exons. Bases 1 to 258 code for a protein of 85 amino acids. Lineage: Eukaryota; Fungi; Ascomycota; Dothideomycetes. The record is from RefSeq and is a predicted model, not a curated record. Gene Ontology annotation, biological process: mRNA splicing, via spliceosome.
AUGGCGUCGCAACUACUACCGCUGGAGCUCAUCGAUAAAUGCGUCGGUUCUAGGAUCUGGGUCAUCAUGAAGGGCGACAAAGAGUUCAGCGGCACAUUGCUCGGUUUCGAUGAUUAUGUCAACAUGGUCCUCGACGAUGUAACCGAAUUCGACUACUCCGGUACGCAGACCAAGCUGCCAAAGAUCCUCUUAAACGGAAAUAAUGUCUGCAUGCUCAUUCCGGGUGGUGAAGGGCCUGUAGCCGCAAGCACAUCAUGA